AUUAAUUGUAAUUGCCUCAAGAAUAAAAAGCUACUCGCAAAAUGCAAGCAGCUGAAUAACUGAUUGAUUUUAUUCUACACCAGGGAGUUGCCUUUUCAAAAGUUGGUCUCGUAACUGCUGUAACGGAGUUUCGGAGGACUCUUUGUUUACAGGAAAAGUUCGUAAACAAGAUCUUUCCUCACAGUUUUGCUAAACCCCUUUUAACUGCUGAAACGGUGUUUGCUUGUACGGCUACGUGUGUAUGUGUACUGAGGAGCGAGCCGAGCGAGAAGAAAAAGAAAGAAUGCUGCCCUCUCUUUCUUCUCCCUGACCUCACCCCACUUUGCAGUUUCUUCUCUUCGCUCUUGUCAAGCUCGGAGAUGAGAUGACAGGCAGCUAAUUACACCCAGUCACUAAAUCCAGUGCCAUCGCCGCUGCUGUUUGCUGCUUCUGGCUUGUAGAUUCGAGCUACAAUCCAGAUCCAGGAGGAAGAAGAGCAGCCGAGCUCCAGUCCAGAGUUUCGCGAUGGCUCUCAAGAAGAAACCCGGCCCUCUUCCGCCUCGAGACGUCCACGACCACGACCGCUUGUUUCCGCCACUGCCAGGCAGGCCACAGCCCCAUCAGCCGCAGCAUCGGCCGCAGCAGCCACAGCCGCAGCCAUGGAGGCCGCGAGGUGGAGAGACCGUGUACAAGACGGCAGUGUUCCUGGGAAGUAUGAUCGUCGUCGCAAUCCUCUUGGUGAUUCUCAUCUGCAUGGCUCGCUGGGACAGCAUCGUGAGGUUGGUUCCAGCUUUCAGUUCCACAGACCUCCGGCGAUGGAUGAGGAGGCGACGGUCGAGAAGGAACAGUGAUUUGCCCAGGGAGCCCCGUGAUCUGGACCUCGAGGCCUCCUCCGAGGACUUCACCAUGAGUAACAGUCUGUCCAAGAAGAACAGGAGCAGCAACCGGCGAGCUGUGGAGGCGCUUCCCGUUGUCAACUACUCGGCAGCAAAUCUCAAAGACAAUCUGGAGCUGGGCUGCGUGGUCGGAACCGAGUGCACAAUCUGUCUCUGCGAAUUCACCGACGGGGACAGAGUCCGGAUCCUUCCCGACUGUUACCACGGCUUCCAUGUCGAGUGCGUCGACGUCUGGCUCAUUGCUCAUGCGUCAUGUCCAUCAUGCCGGAGAAGUCUUCACGCCCCUUCCAGGCUCGAAGACCAGCAGCAGCAGCAGCAGCAGCAACAGCAGCAGCAGGAGCACCAGUCGCUCUCUUUUUCGUCAUCUUCUUCCCAGACAACCUUUAUCUGAUUUCAGCUCGGUUUCGGCUCGGCUAGGCUCGGAUCGGUUCCGCUCGGACUUGGAAGAAACACGAAUUGCUCGACGACGGUGAUAAGAGUCGUCGUUAAUCUUUCUUUCUCCGAGUCUGUCCCUGUCGUGCUUUCUUUCCUCCCACUGUUAUGUAUUGGCAGCAGAUAUGUUAAGACCCGGGUGUCACAUCCAGGAUAGCUUUC
Messenger RNA from Selaginella moellendorffii, 1469 nucleotides. RefSeq names its product probable E3 ubiquitin-protein ligase ATL44. Bases 505 to 1266 code for a protein of 253 amino acids. Gene Ontology annotation, biological process: protein ubiquitination. Gene Ontology annotation, molecular function: transferase activity. The transcript has 2 exons. Lineage: Eukaryota; Viridiplantae; Streptophyta; Lycopodiopsida; Selaginellales; Selaginellaceae. The record is from RefSeq and is a predicted model, not a curated record.